Molecule: messenger RNA, 1750 nt
Organism: Andrographis paniculata
Lineage: Eukaryota; Viridiplantae; Streptophyta; Magnoliopsida; Lamiales; Acanthaceae
Product: cysteine desulfurase 1, chloroplastic
Exons: 10
Coding region: 72-1454 (460 amino acids)
Molecular function (GO): pyridoxal phosphate binding; cysteine desulfurase activity
Source: RefSeq, a predicted model, not a curated record
GAAAUGAAAUAUCAGUAGCCAUUGUUGAGCUGAUAACUGAGAGAAGAGAAGUGUGGACCAAAUCGCCGGCGAUGAUGGUAACAGCCAUGAACGGCGUCGUUUUCAAGCUCUCCCCUUCAAUCCGCGCUAUACCUAACCGUACCUUCCGCGCUAUGCCGUUAGCUUCCUCCUCCGCGCCUGCUGCGCUGUCCAGCGACCCCAAGCUCGGCCCUGGAUCGCUCGGUCACAUCACAAGGCCCGAUUUCCCUAUCCUGCACCAGGAGUUGAAUGGGAAGAGGCUUGUGUAUUUGGAUAACGCCGCCACGUCACAGAAGCCGGCGGCGGUGCUGAAGGCGCUGCAGACUUACUACGAGGCUUAUAAUUCGAACGUCCACCGCGGCAUUCAUUAUUUGAGCGCGAAGGCUACGGAGGAAUACGAAUCAGCGAGGCAGAAGGUUGCGAAUUUUAUAAACGCAUCGGAAUGUAGGGAGAUUGUGUUCACGCGAAAUGCUACAGAGGCCAUUAAUUUGGUGGCUUACAGUUGGGGCCUCUCAAAUUUGAAGAAGGGGGAUGAGAUAGUGCUUACAGUUGCUGAACAUCACAGUGCUAUUGUCCCUUGGCAAAUUGUAGCUCAAAAGACAGGUGCAGUUUUAAAGUUUGUAAAUUUAACAGAAGAUGAAGUGCCAGAUGUGCAGAAGCUAAGGGAAUUGCUCUCAAGGCAGACUAAACUUGUCGUCGUUCACCAUGUUUCCAAUGUUUUGGCUUCGGUUCUUCCAGUGGACCAAAUUGUAAGUUGGGCGCAUGAUGUUGGGGCCAAAGUGGUUAUAGAUGCAUGCCAAAGUGUUCCUCACAUGGCAGUUGAUGUGAAGGCCCUUGAUCCAGAUUUUCUUGUUGCUUCUUCUCAUAAGAUGUGUGGGCCUACAGGCAUUGGGUUCUUAUAUGGGAAAAGUGAGCUAUUGUCUGCCAUGCCUCCUUUCUUAGGUGGUGGUGAAAUGAUAGCAGAUGUAUUUUUGGACUACUCGACCUAUGCUGACCCUCCAUCUAGAUUUGAGGCUGGGACUCCCGCGAUUGGUGAGGCCGUCGGUUUGGGAGCAGCAAUUGAUUAUUUGUCCGCCAUUGGAAUGCAAACUAUCCAUGAGUACGAGGUAGAGCUAGCAAACUAUUUAUACAAUAGGUUACGGUCAGUGCAUGGCGUCCGUCUCUAUGGUCCGGCACCUUCAGAAACUGUGAACAGAGCUGCGCUUUGCUCGUUCAAUGUCGAAGAUGUUCAUCCAACAGAUAUUGCUACCUUCCUUGACCAGCAGCACAGCGUUGCCGUUAGAUCGGGUCACCACUGCGCGCAGCCUCUCCAUCGCUAUUUGGGCGUGAAUGCAAGUGCGCGAGCGAGCCUCCAUUUCUACAACACGAAAGAAGAUGUCGACGAAUUCAUCGGGGCUCUCGAAGACACCAUCAGCUUCUUUGCAUCUUUCAAAUGAGGAUAAGCUUCAAAGGUUAGUGAAAUUCAUGUAUGAUAUUGAUUUCAUGACUAUUAUCGUGCUACAAAAACAUAAGUCGAGUUGGAAACACGGCCGUGUUCGUUGUGUUCCCACAUAUUUUUAUGCACGCUUUUGAACACUACAAUAUUUCGGUACGGCCGUGUUCAGCGUGCGUAUUAUUUGUUUAAGCUAAAAUGCUGAAUUUGUUGAGAGUCACAUGAGUUUUGACUACGGUUGGACUGUUUUUGUUAAGAUCUAUGGUUGUGUUCUUUUAAUUAUUUUUUACCUUAUUAUUA